CUAGAAUUCGUUGGAGACGCUUGGUUCCCGGUGGCGCGUAACGCAUACAUACACAUCGACAGUUCGACUCUCCUACCCAUCCCCUGCGGUGACUUUCUAGGACCCCGUUAUGCAGUGUUUUCGUGAAUGAAAACGCAUUGGAAAAGGAAGGAGAAAUAAAUGGGAAAAUUACAGUACGACGCCUCCGUCGUAUAGUUUUCCGCGUAGCAGAGGCUCAUCUGUGAUAUUCGAGGGGUUUUCGGUGUGCGAUAGCAUUCAGGCAGCCACGCUAAAAAGGCCGGUGAGUGCGUGGGGGAAGACGUGAGAUGAAAAUCUAGUGGUUUUUCUGCCGGUGCAAUCGUUAAGUGCAUGUGCGUGCAUCGUAAUUGCCGUCGUCGUUACUGUGAACCCACGAAAGGCCCGCUGUUUGCACCUCAUUCCAGCGGUAGGGCGAAUUCCAGAGUGGCUUCAGAGCGUUCGCUUUUGUUAUAGUUGGUGCUCUUCGAAAAGUUUAUCAUCAAGCCGGAUAACUGCUUACCCCUGCACGAGGGGCCCCUCGUACACCAUAAAGAGGCCCAGGCCCUUGGCGUCUGGGGCACGUUGGACUAGGGCAGUGUGAGGGUAGCGACCAGGUGCCUUCGCAACCCCUUCCCUCCUACAACGGCCAAGCGAUAAUGGAGAUUUUCGUGUGAAAUUUUUGGUGAAAUUUACCCCAAAGUGCGCGCGCGGAUCAUUGUCGAUUGUUGUGGAAACCAAAUCGUGAAGUAGCCGGCGAAGAAGGAGAAGAAAUAGAUGGAAAAAAUCGGCUACCUGGGCAACCGUCUGUAGUCUUUCCAACUGCAGCCGAAGGUAGGAAGAGGGAAAGUGCGUGGCUGCAGCGCACAACGGGAAUACAUGCGUUUAAGCAAAGGAAGGAAAGGAAAAGAAGGAAAAGAAAGGAAGUGGUGCAGCUGAAAAACAUGUUCGUUAUUUUUUGGUUAUUUUGUGCGGUAUGAAGUGGCCGUGUGCGGAGCCGUAGUGCGCUGAAAAACCGCCGGAAAACGGCGUACCUAGAAACCAGUGGGAAGAGGGGUAAAAAAAUAAAAGUGGUGGAAAAAGCAGCUCAUCUAGCAGCAGCUUUGUUGCUGGCACGCAGCCUGCUAAGAGUGGUGCACCCAAGAAAAGUGCGAGUACGGUGUGCCGUGUAUGUGUGUGUGUGUUUCGUAUGUGGCUGUAGGAGCGUUGGUGUCGCAGUGGAGAACGGUGGCCAAGCGGAACGCGCCGCACUUAUUGGGAAGAAAAAUAGCAAACGAAUCUCACGAAGUAGCCGAUCAGUAGAAGAAUAGGUGCUGGAAAGAAGAAGUUCCUUCCGAGAGAGUGUCGCGGGAACAAGCCCAACAGCAGCAUAAUCAUUGUUGCUAGCGGUUUCUAUCUACCCGUUGUUUAUUCGGGGCGGUUUCGCGGUGUCUCGUUGUUUUUAAGCUCCAUUUAAUUUUCGGCCCUUCGCAACCCCCUCAGGAGCGUGUGCUCUUCGGGUGCUGUCUGUCCAUCACCUGGAGGCAGAAAACUAGCGAUUUUUCAUAGUUUUCCACCCGUCAAAGCGCGCGCGAUCACGCCGUUGCUUUAAUUUACCGCUCAGACCAUGAAUUGGAUGUACAUCUUAGCCUACGUCUACAUAUCGUCACAUUUUCUGCUGCUUGAGGUUGCCGGUUCGGGACUGUUCGAGUUGGAGUUGCGCUACUUUCAAAACGAGAAAAGCAUCGACCACAAUGAAAAGUGCUGCUCGGGAAGGGCGGACGCGCUCGGACGGUGCAUCGGCACAUGCAAAACACGGUUCCGGGCCUGCCUGAAGCACUACCAGGCCACCAUCGACACCACGUCGCCCUGCACCUUCGGUGACGUCAUCACGCCCGUCCUCGAAGGGACCACGCUCAACUUUACCGCGAUCGCGAGCUCCACGGAGGGUUUCGCCAAUCCAUUGCGGUUUCCGUUCGAAUUCGGCUGGCCGGGCUACUUCACGCUGAUCAUAGAAGCAUGGCACGACACGAACGAAACGACGAGCCGAUCGCCCGGCACGCUCAUUUCCCGGCUUUCGAUUCAGCGGAUACUGGAGGUUUCGGCCGACUGGAUGGAAGACAGUUACAACUCAUCGCACACGAUGAUACGGUACGCGUUCCGGGUGACGUGCGAUCCGAACUAUUACGGUGCAGGCUGUGCCAAUUUGUGCCGCAAGCGGGACGAUCAAUUUGGCCAUUACACCUGCUCACCGACCGGUGAACGCGUGUGCCUGUCCGGCUGGCAAGGCGAAUACUGUACCUUCGCACGAUGCACUCCCGGAUGCACUCACGGACACUGCAACAAGCCGAACGAAUGCAUCUGCCAGUCCGGUUGGAAGGGGCCGCUGUGCGACGAGUGUGAACCUUAUCCGGGCUGCGUAUACGGAACGUGUAAAAAGCCCUGGGAAUGCAUCUGCAAGGAAGGCUGGGGCGGGCUAUUUUGCAAUCAGGACUUGAACUUUUGCACCAACCACAAGCCGUGUCAGAAUGGGGGCACCUGCUUCAAUACUGGUCAGGGCUCGUACACGUGCCAGUGCCGGCCGGGCUAUACGGGAACCGAGUGUGAGUCGAGCAUAACGAGCUGUACCGACAAGCCGUGCCUGCACGGGGCCACCUGCCACGAGUUGGUCGAUGACGGGGACUCCACUGCAUCCGGACCGGUGCCUUCUCCGGACGACGCAACCGAAGAGAGCGCUGAUCGCAAGUACCGGUGCCACUGCACGACCGGUUGGAUGGGAACACACUGCGAACGGGAAGCGAUCACUUGCGCCGAAAAACCCUGCCAUCAUGGUACCUGCAUCGAUACGCCUUCGAACGGUGGUGGCGGCGGUACUGGCUCGUCGUCGUCGUCGUCAUCUUCAUCCAGCUUUCGAUGCGACUGUCCUACCGGUUACAGUGGGACGACGUGCGAAAUAAAGUCCGGCGAGUGUUAUUCAAACUUCUGUGCGAACGGAGGAACAUGCCACGUGGCGGGAUCAUCGGCAUCAGCGUCCGCAUUAUCGACGUUGCUCAGUCACACGUCGAGCAAUGAUGCGGGAGCCAGCGGAUUGCUCAUGUGCCUGUGCCCCGACGGUUUUGUUGGCGACCGGUGCGAGGAGAAUGUGGACGAUUGCGUCGGAAAACCGUGCCUAAAUGGUGGCACCUGCCUCGAUGCGGACAAUCACUUCAAGUGUCAGUGCGUGCCUGGCUUCAUCGGGACGCACUGCGAGGAAAAGGUGGACCUUUGCCUCACGAAACCGUGCGCGAACGGGGGCACCUGCACAAAUCUCAACAACGACUACCGAUGCCAGUGUCGGGCUGGAUUCGCGGGCAAGGAUUGCAGUGCGGACGUGGACGAAUGCGCAUCGGCCCCGUGCCGUAACGGUGGUACAUGCAUUAACCGGGUGAAUAGCUUCCAGUGUGUGUGUGCAGGGGGGUUUCGCGGCUCAACCUGCGAACUGGAGUCACCAACGUCGUCCACCUCCGCCGCCGUGCAGAGAGCGGCCGUCGUCAGCAACGGUGACAUCCAGCAUCACCAUCAUCACCCGCAGCAGCAGCUGCGGCACGCCAUCGCUGGUGGUGACUUGGCUGGCGGAGUCGGUGUCCGCCGCAAUGCCGACGGAUUAAGUAGUGGCCAGAUUGUGCUGAUCGCUAUACUUUCCAUCUCGACUCCAUUGGCUGCGUUCAUAGCGGCUGCGAUAGUCAUCUGCCUCAAGCGCAAGCGUCAGCGAGAACAGGAGAAGGAUGACGCUGAAGCUAGGAAGCAGAACGAACAGAACGCGUCGCACAAUCUCUCCUCUUCGCACCAUCAUCAUCACCUGCAGCAGCAGCAACAGCAGCAGCAGCAUCAUCAGCAAUCGUCCUCGACCUCACCUUCGUCGGCGCAAGGCGCCUCACAGCAUCCGGGCUCGCAACAGCAGCAACUCCAACAGCAGCAACAACAACAGCAGCAGUACCAUGGGUUUCACAAUCACCACCUUUCAGCUGGGCAAAAGCGCAACAGCAGCAAUACGCUGUCGAACUUCGACAGCUCCCAUCAUAUGAUCAAGAACACCUGGGACAAGAGCAUCAACAACAUGCCACCCCCUCCAGCCAUCGCUUCGAUCACAACGUCAGCGUCGAGUGGUGGAGGCGUGAGUUGUAGUGGCAGUGCAGGUGGUGCUGGUAGUGGCAGUGUAGCUGUCGGCUCUAGCUCGCUACUUCUUGGCGGUGGUGCUGGUAGUGGCGGUGUAGGUCUAGACGACAGCAGUUGCCUUAUGAGUGCGAGCUCUGGGGCGAACGGAGUCACCAGUUCCGGUGGGCUGCUCUACCUGAGCGCCGCGGAAGAUUCGUCGAUGGCGUCCUGUUCCACGUUACAACGUGCCAAAUCGCAGAAGCAACUCAACACGGACCCCUCGCUGUUACAGCAACACCACAAUAAUACGUUGCUGUCUCAAACGACCGGCAUGCAUUCUUCCUCCGGUAACGGAGGAUCGUCGGUGGCAGCAGUAGUACCGUCCGUAGCAGCCACGGCCGGAGGAUCAACGGCGAUGGCAUCACAGUGCAGCGGUGUUGGUGCCGGCAGUAGCGGGAAGGAUUUAUACGAUAAACGCAUAUCAGUCCUCUCCGAAUCAGGCCGACUUUGCCAUACCCGUUGGAACGGCAGUCCCGUUGUUGUGGGCGGUAGUCAUUCCAUAGUCGGACCUUGCAGUCCUCCUCACAUUUAAGCAGCAUUAACGUUCAACACUCAACCUUAUUCCCGCAAAGCAUUUAGAGUCAAACAUCGCGAUCACGUUGGAAGUAUAGAAGGUAAUUGGUUUUACUACUACUUUUGCUUUCCACCGCUACAUUAACUGCGAGAAAGGAAUCGCAAGACUAUCUUGAUGUGCACAUUAUGACUGCUUUGUAGUGAUUCUAUUUUUUUCCUGUAUAUUAAGAUGUUUUCACCUGAUACGAGGACGACAAUUGAUCUCCUGAUUAGCUGAAUGUAAAUUUUAUGUAGUUACUUCACUCAAUUUUUUGCGUGGGCUUUGCAGCUUACUUUCUUUCUUUUUGUUUUGAACUGUAACACAGUGAACACAUUGUUUACUUUGUUUUAUCAACUUUCUACUAUUGCUAUCACAUAGAACUUUUAUGAAUUAUGAUGGAUAAAGGAGCGAGAAUUGUAAAGAUGCGUGUGUACAGAUAUAAUUUGGAGAAGAACAAAUAUGAUGGAUGUUCCAACAAAAACGUUUGCAUGGUACUUAAGAAAUUAAACAAAGUACAUAUAUUUGUAAUAAUUAAAAGCAAUUGGUCAAUGUUAGAUUCAUUGUUGGAGGACGAUGAUAAGGAUGUUUUAAACUUUUUUAAAUUUCAUUGCAAUGGUAUCAAUCUCAUUAAAUAUCGUCUUUGAAAAUUGAAUCCUUUUUUUUUGGUUUUUUGUUUUUUAUUGUACAUGCAUUUAAAUACACAGUUUUGAUGAAGAGUUUUCUUAAAGAGAGACAACACAAAAGUAAGCAAGAAUUAUGUAAUCACAUCUCAUUGCAAUUCCUUCAAACUUAAUUCUGAUGUGUUGAAGGUAAAUAAGAAGGGAACUUUAAAUUUGCCAUUGCAAAUCGACAGACUUUGCACCAAGCAAAAUAGUAAACAGAAUUGAUGUAUUCCGGAUGAGUGAUCAAUUUUUCAUAGCUUUGUUGUUUUUGGCCAGUAAAUACUUAAUAUAUUCGCAAAAAAUAAUAUCAUUAGUAAUCAAACGGGGUCGAGUUGGACCGUACAUGAGUUAACUAUUAGCAUAAUGAAUGGCUUCGAUGAUAAUUACCAGCAGUUAAACAAUACUGCACAAUAUAGGCAUGGAAAAAAUAAACAAGGUUACGCCUCGCAUAACCACCUGUUGGUCAGUCAGAAGCCGGAGGAGUUGAGCGAAAAAAACGUACCGUGCAGUUUUGAUUUGCGCGCGGUAGCACGCUCAUCCGUUCCAAGUAUAUUCUUCUCGUCCAAGUUUUUGCCAUGUAAAGUGUUGUAUUUAAACGCAUACAGAGUUAUUAUAUACAAUUUUAUAUUUAAAUGUAUAUCAUUAGAUAAAAA
This is a messenger RNA of Anopheles coustani, 6035 nucleotides long. RefSeq names its product neurogenic locus protein delta (gene Delta). The record is from RefSeq and is a predicted model, not a curated record. Gene Ontology annotation, biological process: Notch signaling pathway; cell communication; multicellular organism development. Gene Ontology annotation, molecular function: calcium ion binding; Notch binding. NCBI's taxonomy places the organism in Eukaryota, Metazoa, Arthropoda, Insecta, Diptera, Culicidae. The coding region runs from base 1601 to 4699 and encodes 1032 amino acids. The transcript has 7 exons. Gene Ontology annotation, cellular component: membrane.